GUGGAAGAACUGAUAUCCAUUGUUCAGUCAUUAGAAGGAAACACAACAAAAGAAGAAAUUCAAGAAAUGAUUAGUAAAGUCGAUAUGGAUGGAAAAGGAAGCGUAAAUUUUGAAGAGUUCUUGAAUGUUAUCGGAAUGAGAAUGAAGGAAAAUCUGACCGAAGAGCUAAAAGACGCGUUCAAAGUGUUUGACAGGGAUAAUGAUGGGUACAUAUCAGCUACUGAGUUGCGACAUGUGAUGAUGAAAUUGGGAGAGAGGCUAACCGAAGAAGAAGUUGAACAAAUGAUUAGAGAAGCAGAUUUGGAUGGAGAUGGUCGAGUUAGCUAUGAAGAAUUUGCAAGAUUUAUGUCACUAAAUUGA
Molecule: messenger RNA, 360 nt
Organism: Vigna angularis (adzuki bean)
Lineage: Eukaryota; Viridiplantae; Streptophyta; Magnoliopsida; Fabales; Fabaceae
Product: calmodulin-like protein 11
Exons: 3
Coding region: 67-360 (97 amino acids)
Molecular function (GO): enzyme regulator activity; calcium ion binding
Source: RefSeq, a predicted model, not a curated record